UCGCGCCGCUGUUGUUGCCGCCGCCGCGGGAGCCCGGGCAGGGAGCGGCUCCCCGGCCUCGCCAUGGCCACCAGCACCACGGGCUCCACCCUGCUGCAGCCCCUCAGCAACGCCGUGCGCCUGCCCGUCGACCAGGUCAACUUUGUAGUGUGCCAACUGUUUGCCUUGCUUGCGGCUGUUUGGUUUCGAACAUACCUUCAUUCAAGCAAAACUAGCCCAUUUAUAAGACAUGUUGUUGCAACACUCUUGGGCCUUUAUCUUGCACUUUUUUGUUUUGGAUGGUAUGCCUUACAUUUUGUUAUACAAAGUGGAAUUUCCUACUAUAUCAUGAUCAUAAUAGGAGUGGAAAAUAUGCACAAGUAUUGCUUUGUUUUUGCUUUAGGAUACCUCACUGUGUGCCAAAUUACGAGGGUCUAUAUCUUUGAUUAUGGACAGUAUUCUGCUGAUUUUUCUGGCCCAAUGAUGAUAAUUACACAGAAGAUCACUAGUUUGGCAUUUGAGAUUCAUGAUGGAAUGUUUCGGAAGAAUGAAGACUUGACUCCAUCACAGAGGUGUUUGGCUGUAAGACGCAUGCCAAGUCUACUGGAGUAUUUAAGUUACAACUGUAAUUUCAUGGGUAUCCUGGCAGGCCCGUUAUGCUCUUACAAAGACUAUAUUACUUUCAUUGAAGGCAGAUCAUACCAACUGCAACAGUCUGAAGCAAAUGGGAAGGAAGAUACAAAGUAUGAACAAACGGAUCCUUCCCCAAAUAUAGCCGUGGCACAGAAACUCUUGAUCUGUGGACUGUCCUUGCUCUUCCACAUGACCAUUACAAAAACUUUGCCUGUGGAAUACAACAUUGAUGAUAACUUCAGAGCUACAGCAUCCUGGCCUGUAAGGUUUUUCUACCUGUAUGUGUCUCUUAUGGCUGCCAGACCCAAGUAUUAUUUUGCAUGGACUUUAGCAGAUGCAAUUAAUAAUGCAGCUGGGUUUGGUUUUAGAGGCUAUGACAAAAAUGGAGUUACACGUUGGGAUCUAAUCUCAAAUCUGAGAAUCCAGCAAAUAGAGUUUUCCACAAGUUUCAAGAUGUUUCUUGAUAACUGGAAUAUCCAAACAGCUCUUUGGCUCAAAAGAGUGUGCUAUGAGCGAGCCACCUUCAGCCCAACGAUCCAAACCUUCAUUCUUUCUGCCAUCUGGCAUGGGGUUUAUCCAGGAUAUUAUUUAACAUUUUUAACAGGAGUACUAAUGACACUAGCAGCACGAGCUAUAAGAAACAAUAUCAGACACUAUUUUGUUCAGUCUCCUGCUGUUAAACUAUGUUAUGAUAUUGUAACAUGGAUGGCAACUCAAGCAGCAAUAAGUUACACAGUGGUGCCGUUUGUACUGCUCUCUGUAAAACCCUCUCUCACCUUUUACAGCUCCUGCUAUUUCUGUCUUCAUAUUGCCAGCAUCCUAGUGUUGUUGGUAUUUCCAUUGAAAAGAACUCAAAAAGGAAGUAAAAAGCAUGAAAGUGUCCAGCCUGUGUGGUCCAGAAAGCUAGAAGAAGAAAGUCUUUUGCAAAAGAACAAUUAUUCCACAACAAAUAAUAGUUUCAGUCAGAAAGAAGAAAUAACCUGCAGAUAUCAAGCAUUAAAACAGUGAUUGAGGAAGUACUAUGAUGAAUAUAUUUUGUAUGUUUUCAGAAACCCAUUUUUAGCACCUUUUAAAGGGGUUUGUAUUUGUUUGCAAAGAUAUUUAGUAAGAAAAGAAUGCAUUACCUAGGAAAAUCACAUACAAUAGCAAGACUGGAAACAAAACAAAUUAACCCCUCCCAUGCCAUGUCCCUGUGGGUCACGCCUUAUAUGAAGAUAUUACCAUUACUUCAAUGGGCACUCAGGACUUGCAACGUAUGUCCAUAGGGUCAUAUGUGUGCCCUUUGCUGAAUGUACGUUGUGUAUCCCAAGGCACUGAUGGGGUGGAAUAAAAUUGUGUCAGUCUAGGAUUAACAAAUGGAAAUUAAUUUUUCCAACUGAAUGACUUGCCUUAAACCCUCUAUUUACUGAAAUAUUGUUUCUAAGUGGGUAUUUCAAGUUUGAUUUUAUGUGAAAAGUAUUUCAGAUAUAUAACACUAUGUGCUAUAAAGAAGAUAAUGAGAGGAAAUGCAGAGUCACUAGAAGACUUGGGAGUCUUUCAAAGGGAAUUGCAAUAAGCAUCUCAGUAUUUGGAGGGUUUUCUUAUCUCAAACUAUUAGGGUACAUUACAGAACUGUAAACAUUGAUGCCAAAUUAUAGUUAGGUUUCUUUAAUAAAGAGUAUAAUUACUCUGAAUGGAUUAAAAUGGCCCUUCUGAAUGGAUUAAAAACACCUGAGGAUUUACCUUUUCCAUGGUAAGCUGGUAGCUGAUAACUCUGAUGUAGAUUUCUUUUACUUUAAAAGUACCUAAACCCAAUAAUACACUGCCAGAGGGGGAAAGACAGCCACAAUGCACAGAAGACAAUGUGCAAGCACUGGGAUUUCAAUGAAAGUGCAGUUUUGCCCUUAAAUACCAUCAAUACUUGUUCUAGAAUAGAACUGUUUUACAAAAAGCAAUUUUUAAUACUUAAAGUUAUUUUGAAUUUUCAGGCAUCAGUUAGUUCAUGAUGCUUUCAGUAUAAAAUAGCAAAAUUACCUUGAAGCUCCAGCACAUAGGUAGUCAAACACGAAACGACUAUCACAACCAAUUUCUGUAUGCUUGAUAAUUGAUGAACCUUUAUCCAAAGAAGUGUGUGAAUUUGAGGAAAAGCUUUUUCUUUGAAUUAGGAUUUUAGAUGCAAAUUUCAUGUCAUAUUUCUGGGUAACAUAAUGGAAGAAAGAAAUCCUUCAGAAUAUCUGACUGUUUGAAUUAUGGAAGUGUAAUUCCAUAAAUCAAGGAAACAAUGUAGUGGUUAUAUCUAUUUCCAAUCAUUUAUUGUGAUGAUUGCUAGUGCUAGAGUACUACUGUUAAAGGGCUACGUUUUAAUUGCAUAUAUUCUGUAUUUUCAUAUAAUUUUUUUAAGUAAACACAAGAUGUUUAUCCAUGUGGGGUUUAUUCUUAAUUUUAAACCAGGCAUAAAAUAAUACCAGAGAAAAAUAAUG
Serinus canaria (Common canary) is the source of this 3071-nucleotide messenger RNA. RefSeq names its product membrane bound O-acyltransferase domain containing 2 (gene MBOAT2). Gene Ontology annotation, cellular component: membrane. Gene Ontology annotation, molecular function: acyltransferase activity. The coding region runs from base 64 to 1620 and encodes 518 amino acids. The transcript is spliced from 13 exons. Lineage: Eukaryota; Metazoa; Chordata; Aves; Passeriformes; Fringillidae. Gene Ontology annotation, biological process: lipid modification. The record is from RefSeq and is a predicted model, not a curated record.